AUGGGAGAAGAGAAACAGGGAGGAGAGGAGAUGGGGAGGAUGGCAUCGGCAGGCGUCACUGUCGCCGCGCCGUCGCGUCGCGCAGGGGCGAGAGGAGCGAGAUCCGUGAAUGAGGCAAGGAUCUGCACCGGUGGCAUUGGGCCUCUUCGCGCCGCCGCGGCUGCCCGCGCUAUCGUCGUUGCCGUGGAUCCACUGGGAGUCGCCGUUGAAGAUGAGACACAGAGAGAGAGGAGGGCGAGAGAGAGACAGAAAGCUCGCGGUAGGGGAAACAAUCCACGACGCCGUCGGAGCUUCUAUGGCCGUCGGAUGCUGCCGCGGCCAGAAUUUCUGGUCAUCGCCAUUCUGGAGUUAGAAUCCGGUUUGCUUAUGCCGCUUGUAGCUGUUUUUGCUUUCGAGAGAGCAAGCAGAGCCGAGGGAUGGGGCCGCGCUACUGGCGCCGGUCACCUCGCCGCCGCACCACCGCGUCCUGCCGUCGGACCCAUCCCGUUGUUGCCACCAGCAUCGAAGAAGAGGGGUGACUCGCGAGUGAGAGGGGGCGAGAGCUUGUCGCCAGAGAAGGAGGGCGCCAUCGGCGCCGUUCCGGGUAGAAGGAAGCGUCGUGCGAGGGGCAGAGGCGGAGGGAGCCUCUGUCGCGCCACCACCGCGCCGUUGCCGUUGCUCCCUGGCGCCACCGAAGAACCGCGCUCAACUCACCGCUGUUCAGGCUCUGGUUUGCCGUCACCCUCGUGCAGCCGCCGCCGCAGAAUAGCCUUGCACCCGCCGCCGUCUUCGCAGGAACUUGGGUGGCCGCGGCCGCUCCUCGCCAUGGAGCCCGUGUCAUCGUCGUUCAGCCAUCGCCGGAGCAGAGCAGACGAGAGAGAUCUGAAGGUGUGCUGGGAGUCCAGCCACCGCGCCCAGCCGCUGUUUGCGUCGCCGGCGCCGCCUCGGUCGGAACUGCCGCCAUCAGACAAGGGUUCUGGCCGCCAGGGGGGUUCUGCGACUCCCGGGACCACCGCCGGAGAAUGCAGCUCAGUCGCCGGAGAACUCUACCGUUACCAACGCCGGAGUCUGGUCGCCACUGUCACUUGAGGUGGCUGACGUGCUGCUGCCGAACCGGUUCAAGAGACCGCCGCUGUUCGGUUCAACCGUUUCUUCUUCGUGUUGCUAUGGUUAUUGCGAAUGUGGCUUGAAGCUGAGGUUGCGGUUGUUGUUGAUUUCGGGUUGAGGCGGAAAGGACUCUGUGACGCGUUUGGGUUAUGGAAUUGCGUUUUGAGGAUAUGGGCGCAGAAGUUACGAAGAAUUUAUUUAGUUAUUGUUGUAAUGUUCUGUAUUGCUUUAGAUUAUUAAUUAUUGUACCCUCGCCUUUAUCUUGAUAUAUUCUGUAAGAGGGAUAUGAAUUGUAUUGGUUAAUGUCUGUAAUAUUAUUUGUAUAUGUAUGUAUAUAUAUGGAGGUACUCUUUAUGAGUUUUUGUAAGUCGUAUGGUUUCUUUAGAUGUACGUUAUCGAACGAAAAAAAAUUUUGGGAACGGUAUUUGCGGUUUAAAGUUUCAAACAGGCUCAUAUUUUAAUAAUAAAUAGUAUAAGAGUCGUCGUAAUGUCCGAGCUAUCAGAGUAGCGCAGCCGGAAGCGUGAGCUUUGGUAGUUAGGGUGUUACAUUAUGGUAUCAGAGCAGUUCUUCCUGUAGAGCCUGAGGAAUGGACUGACUAUGCUUCAUUUGCAUGCUCUGAGCGUUUGUCAUGUAUUAGGUCUCGUCGAAUGAUGAGAAUUAGAGCCUUGUGCACAUGACGGUCUAUUGAUUAACGCCGUUAGUCUUGCAUUGCAUAAUUCUUGGUAUUAAGUUUGGCCGGCUUAAUACUAGUGAAUUAUGUCUAUGAAAGCACUAAUGGGUUAUCAUAGGCGAUAUACGAGUUUUGAGCAAAGCGAAUCGCGGGUUUUGGGAACGUUGGAAACUAUUUCUCGAGGCUAUUCAGUUGUGUGUUUUGGAUUCUGUUCGAGUCGACCUGUUCUUUCAUGUUCUAACUUGAAGUUCUUGUCUGCUAAUCCUUUUGUAAAGUAGUUUGAUUUUUCAACUCUAUUCCUCUAUCUAUAUGCAUUCUUGUUUGACCUUAAGUGCAUAUGCUGGUUUAAGAUCCUUGCUGCAUCUAUCUUCCUCUGUUUGAGCUCUUCUUGGUUCACAUGCUCUUUGGUAUAGUUUUGAACUUGUCUUAAUGCGCUGUGCCUUUUAACUCCUGGUUCUGAGUCCAUUCUUUGAGAAAUUGUUGAUUCAGUUUUUCUCUUACUUGAUAGUGAUCACAGCCAAUUUUGAGAUUUUAUAAAUUACUAUUGACUAGAUAUACACUUAUCUAUAUGAGGAACUUUGAAG
Molecule: messenger RNA, 2341 nt
Organism: Arachis stenosperma
Lineage: Eukaryota; Viridiplantae; Streptophyta; Magnoliopsida; Fabales; Fabaceae
Exons: 8
Coding region: 1-1068 (355 amino acids)
Source: RefSeq, a predicted model, not a curated record